Messenger RNA from Cavia porcellus (domestic guinea pig), 4764 nucleotides. It is a transcript of the gene Wnt9b, whose product is annotated as Wnt family member 9B. NCBI's taxonomy places the organism in Eukaryota, Metazoa, Chordata, Mammalia, Rodentia, Caviidae. Bases 41 to 1117 code for a protein of 358 amino acids. Gene Ontology annotation, cellular component: extracellular region. The record is from RefSeq and is a predicted model, not a curated record. Gene Ontology annotation, biological process: canonical Wnt signaling pathway; neuron differentiation; multicellular organism development. The transcript is spliced from 4 exons. Gene Ontology annotation, molecular function: frizzled binding; cytokine activity.
UGCGCGAGGAGAUGCUAGAGGGCGCCGCGCCGCCGGCACCAUGCGCCCCGCGCCCGCGCUGGCCCUGGCCGCGCUCUGCCUGCUGGCGCUGCCCGCCGCCGCCGCCGCCGCCUACUUCGGCUUGACUGGGCGAGAAGUCCUAACGUCCUUCCCAGGGCUGGGCACCGAGGCAGCCCCAACACAGGGCAGUGCCCACCUGAAGCAGUGUGACAUGCUCAAGCUGUCCCGCCGGCAGAAGCAGCUGUGCAGGCGAGAGCCUGGCCUGGCUGAGACCCUGCGGGAUGCAGCACACCUUGGCUUACUCGAGUGUCAGUUCCAGUUCCGGCAGGAGCGCUGGAAUUGCAGCCUGGAGGGAAGGAAUGGCCUGCUCAAGAGAGGUUUCAAGGAGACAGCCUUCCUGUAUGCAGUGUCUGCAGCUGCCCUCACCCAUGCGCUGGCCCGGGCCUGCAGUGCUGGGCGCAUGGAGCGCUGUACCUGUGAUGACUCCCCCGGCCUGGAAAGCCGGCAGGCCUGGCAGUGGGGUGUGUGUGGUGACAACCUCAAGUACAGCACCAAAUUCCUGAGCAACUUCCUGGGACCCAAGAGAGGAAGCAAGGACCUGCGGGCCCGAGCUGACGCCCACAACACCCAUGUGGGCAUCAAGGCUGUGAAGAGCGGCCUCAGGACCACGUGCAAGUGCCACGGAGUGUCAGGAUCCUGUGCCGUGCGCACCUGCUGGAAGCAGCUCUCCCCCUUCCGUGAGACAGGCCAGGUGCUGAAGCUGCGCUAUGACUCCGCUGUCAAGGUGUCCAGUGCCACCAACGAGGCUUUGGGCCACCUGGAGCUGUGGGCACCUGCCAAGCCAGGUAGCCCCACCAAAGGGCUGGCACCCCGGCCUGGAGACCUUGUCUACAUGGAGGACUCCCCCAGCUUCUGCCGGCCUAGCAAGUAUUCUCCAGGCACGGCUGGCAGGGUGUGCUCCCGGGAGGCCAGCUGUAGCAGCCUGUGCUGUGGGCGUGGCUAUGACACCCAGAGCCGCCUGGUGGCCUUCUCCUGCCACUGCCAGGUUCAGUGGUGCUGCUACGUGGAGUGCCAGCAGUGCGUGCAACAGGAGCUUGUAUACACGUGUAAGCGCUAGGCACUGCAGUGAGCCAACCCGUGCUGCUGGGACCUUGGUGGCAUGUUGGGGAAGGUACAUGCAAUGUGCAUGUGGACACUGAUGGACAUGCCCGUGCACGUAUGUGUGCCACUCCUCACUUUUUUGUCCCCACUCCAUCCUUGGCCAGCCUCUUGUCUCCCACAACACUCAGCAAACUGAAGCAAAGUAUCCUGCCCUGAGUCCAAGUGUCUCCAACCUUGCUGAAGAUUUGGAGCAGGAGAGCAGACUGGGAAGGGAAGUGGAAGGAAAUAAAGGAGACGUAGAGGGGAGGAAGGAGUGAGGUUGUACCGGGAAGGAGGGGUGUCCUGCCGUCUCCCAUUCCUGGGAUGCAUGGCCAGAAGCCAGCAAGCUGCUGGGGGAAUGCAGGAGAGACAGUGCCAGCUGGAAGCCUAGGCAGGCACCCAGCCAGGAUGGGUCGGUCCAGUCCUGCUCAGAUUUCAAUGAGCUCUGGAUGCCAUGCACUCACACUAUUCUGGCGGUAGUGCUGAGAGCUGUUUGGAGUAAGGAAAUCUUUCUGGGUUUAGUGGCACCAAGUUUGAUUCAUGCCCUCAAAUCUCAUGCCCUUGAUUUGAUUUUUCAAACCUAGCUGCACUGAGACCUCAUCCUUGUCUCCAUAGCUGAAUUUCUCACAGAUACCCAGCUCUAUUCAAUGAGACUUCCAAGGCAGAUGGGAAAGGUGGGAGAGCCAGUCGCCAGAGUGGAAUUCAAACUGUAGUGUACCUGCGGUUGGGCAGGAAGACAGUGACCCUUCUCCAUUUUCCCUGGUAGCCAAAGGAAACUUUGAUGACAGCCCAAAGGAGGAGGUGCCAGCUGGGGUGCAGCAAGCUCAGUGCUUCAGCUCACGCCAGAGCGUGUUCUGGCUGACCCCUGUGGCUGUGGGACACCGGGGUUGGGAGGCCCCACAGCUACUGAUGUUUGUGUUGCAGAAGGACCUUGGACUGAUGAUCUGCAGUUCUGGUUACAUGUCUAUUCUCACGGCUGCUUGUCUAUUCAGGCUUUUGUUCUGGUAGAGUCUUUGUUAAGCCUGGCUCCUUGGUGGCCUCUUUCUUCAGUAAUGGCCUCUUACUUGGGCCCCUGCCUGAGGAAUAGAUGUGUCUUUGCUAAAGUCACCGUGGACCUGUGGACAUUUCCAGUACCACCUUCCAAAGCCCCAGGUGGAAGGAGGAGCAUCUGUUUAUAGGUGCACACAGAUGCCUGCACCACUGGGACCAGGUGAAGGGUUUCCAGUGAGCAGUGCACAUCUCUGGCCCAGGACUGAGCUCUUGCAGGGGUCAGUUUGCUGGAUCCUAUGUGCUUCCCAAGAGCAGGGCCUAAGGCCAGCAGGGAGGAAGUGACCUCCUUCGGGAAGCUUGUAGCUGCUUGGCUGGCCUGCCGCGACCUCUCGUACGCUUCCUUUCUCCCUGAACCCAGGGCUGCUGACCCUCCACUGAAACAGGAAAUCCAGAAUCAGCCAAGUGCACAGAACCCUUGGGAACUCCAGCUCCAGGAAGAAGGCCAGAGGCCCAACAGCCUCCUAGAGACCUUCACGGCCAAAGGGUCCACUCUUUCUUUGGUGACUCAAAGCAGUCUGGGGUGCUAGAAAGAUCUUUGAUGAUGGAGGCACUGAUGAGAGGCCAAACUGACGUGACACCCCUUGCUAGAAUGAUUUUGCUGACCCUGCAGCUGGCCCACAUCUUGGCAGAAGGAGAAAAAGGGUUUGCAGCCUGGUUCUCUAGUUGUGGUCUACUUCUUUCUGCAUGAACAGAGACUUGUUCUCUGCCAGGGAGAUCCAUCCUGUUCCUCCAGCAUUACCUGUACCUUGGCUCAGGCUGUGUUGCACGGCAGGAAGAAGGACUUGGGAGAAACCUGGGGGCCAGGGCACCCCAUCUACUACCAUUCUAUCUACACCCCAACUCUAUGGCUAUUAGGGCUGGGGUGACAGGAGGAUAAGGGAUAGACUCAGAUGACCGAGGUCAUGGCUGGCCACUGACACUGACACCCUGGUCACUGACCCCUCGGCUUGUGGGGGUCUUCUUUGUCCAGCCCCCCUCCCUCUCUUCUUCCUUCUAGCUCUUUCUCUCCUCAUUACCCCUAAACAGCCACCUUAGCCCUUCUGGGGCCCCUGGGGACCGGAGUGACCAAUAACCCCUCAUUCUGCAGCUUUAAGGGAAAUGCUCACAGGGUAUUUUUGUCUACCUCACAUAUAUAGUUUUUAGGGCAAAACAGAGUAUUUAUAUAGCUAAGAUUAUGGGAAAGUAUUUAUGUUAUUUAUAUAGUUUCUGUUUCACAGGCAGUACAUGUGGAGUUUGUGUUUCCCCAGAAGCCUUGUGUCUGGGGAAACACAGCAAGACCUGAUUGGGGCCCUGCUGAGCUAGAUGUUAGGUGGCUGGGGGGAGGUCACAUUAGCUCAGCAUCCCGUGAUCUAUCUUGGAAUCGGUGAGCAAGCAUCUCCUUUGUGAUGUGUCCUACUGGCUUGAUCUGGAUCAUCCUUGUGAAGUCUUUGAAGAGUCUUUGCUUCUCUGGGUUCCAGGCCCCUGUCAAAAGUAUUUCGCUCAUAAUAAUAAUGAAAACAUGGAAGACCACGCUUGGCAUUUGUAAAGCACUUUCCUUUUCCAGAAACAUUUUUAUCUCUUUAAUCAAUUCAUUUCUCCAUUAUCUUUAGGAAGUGGUGGGGGCUGCAUGCUCAUCUUUGAGCUGAGGCCCAGAGAUGGAGGUCUGUACUCAAAGCCACACAGCAGGGAACUGUUCCCUGAAUAUUUGCUGAAUGUCUACAUGGACCUGGCACUGGGGGAGCUGUCUUACCUUGAGCCUGGGAGCCAAAGCCUGUCUAUCGUCCCAAGCCCAGGAACUCAGGGAAGUGGCUUCUUUCCUCACUGCGUGAUUCCAGCCUUUUGAUUCUGGAUGGCAUGGCAGCAUUUCCAAAUGGACUCCCAUGUUUCUGGGACUAGAAGUGCCUGCAAGAUCUGGCGAGAUCCAUGGAGGUCAUUUUAGAGGGUUCUUCUGUCACAUUGCCCAAGAAAGCUGGGCUACCUCACUAAGCCCUUCCAGAGGAGUUUUAUUUGCUUUUAAUUGAAAUUUUCCCUUUUAAGAUAUAUUAUUUCCCACCGGAUUUCUGUGGGGGUUUAUUUUCUUUGAAAAAUCAGUCCCAUUGAUAAACUGGGCCUUCAUUCCCAACGGGCUGCUGUAAGUCAGUACAAGGGACAGGAUGCAUGGGAGUUCUCCAGUUUACCAAAUGUCCCCUGCCUCAGCCCUCCGCAUUUAUGGAUGUUCUUGCAGGGCUGUCAUGGGCACACAGAGUCUGCCUCCUUCUCCAUUUAACCCCAUUUGCCCUGGAAUCCUCUAUUGCCUGGUGGACAGAUGGACAGAUGGACCCAUGCUAACCCUGAACUUUAUUUUUUGUUUUAUAGUUUCCUUUCCCAACAGCCAUGAAGUUCCAUUGCUUUUUGUCCAAGCACACUUUAGAAUGACAAAGGUAGCUGUCAUUUGUUAAGUGCCCACUAAUCCACCCAUGAUUAUUUAUGAUGUUCCUACUGAAUGCCAGGCACCCUCCUGGGCGCUGGGGUACAGCAAUGUGUAAGAUCAAGUGGGCUGACAUCCUGGUGGUGGAAAGACCAUUAACCAAUAAAAAUACAUGCCAGUUAUGUGUA